Ixodes scapularis (black-legged tick) is the source of this 903-nucleotide messenger RNA. RefSeq lists its product as uncharacterized. NCBI's taxonomy places the organism in Eukaryota, Metazoa, Arthropoda, Arachnida, Ixodida, Ixodidae. The coding region runs from base 1 to 903 and encodes 300 amino acids. The record is from RefSeq and is a predicted model, not a curated record. Gene Ontology annotation, cellular component: extracellular region. The transcript has 4 exons.
AUGCCUGAGGAUUUCCCCUACUUUGUUUAUCUAGAAUCGUCUGUGCAUUUAUUUGUGUCUUCAACAGCGAAGGAAGCCGUUGUCUUCGAUUUCGACGAGGCUGUAAAAAACUUCGUAGGAAAUGUGUCUAAAUAUAACAAAGCGCAAGUAAGCUGGUGGGACAUGCACGGGGAGCACGUGCACCUCAGGGAAUACGCCUACAAGUACAAAACGUACAAGGUAACGGCAACAGCAGGAAAUCUUGAUUACGGCAACGCGACGAGCAGACUAAAUGAGCCAAAUGUGGUACACACUCAAGUGGUCAGAAACGAGCAGUCGCAACCACAGAAAGUCACCGUCUCAAGAACGGUUGUGCACACGAAGACAUCUAGCUGGACCACGGAAACGGCAUUCCAUUCUUCAUUUUCCGUGAAAGCCAGUACCAGUAUCAAGGAGAUUGCGACCCUCGAAUCCCAGCUAGAAAUCGGCCUGGACUAUCGGUCAGGGAGUGGUGAAAUGCACACUAAGAGCGAGACAUUCACUUUGCAACAAGAAGUCACCGUGCCUCCAGCAAAGACUGUCAAAAUUGAAUGGAUCGUCAGAGAUACCGUAACGAAUGUCCCUUGGACGGCGGCCGUGUUAGUAGAGGGAUGGAUCGCUGUUUGGUACGAGGAGAGAGUUAGAGGACACCAUUUGUGCUUUUAUCCCGUCACCUGGGUCCGGGAUCCACAUCUGAAGCGUGUGGGACGGAACAAGGCUCAAUUCACUGCCACUGGAAUGUACACGGCGGUCAGUGCACACGAGUCUCACCUUCACGUCACCGAAAGCGACCAUUUGCAGGAGAGAAGCACGAAAUCUUCUGAGGUCAAUGCAUACGACAUUCCUCUGAAUCUGACCAAACUAAGAAUUGGGGGAGAGUCUUAG